Molecule: messenger RNA, 4134 nt
Organism: Equus quagga
Lineage: Eukaryota; Metazoa; Chordata; Mammalia; Perissodactyla; Equidae
Gene: IQUB
Product: IQ motif and ubiquitin domain containing
Exons: 14
Coding region: 118-2523 (801 amino acids)
Biological process (GO): cilium assembly
Cellular component (GO): motile cilium; acrosomal vesicle
Molecular function (GO): protein binding
Source: RefSeq, a predicted model, not a curated record
CUUCCACCCCAGUCGCUGCGUUUCUUGGUCAGGGUAUAAGUGCUCCACUGUCUUCGUACUCACCAGCACCUGAUAUUGUUGGGCGAAAAAAAUUUUAUUCGCUAUCCUGAUAGGAAAAUGUCUGAUCAGGAGGAAGAAUUUAAUGCUCAGAAUGUUGUUGAUGCGUCAGAAGAAAGUAAAGAUGCUUUUGAGUCUAUCAAUAUUCCAGAUUCCUCAGAAGAGCUUCCAGAGUCAGAGCAAACUGAAGACAAUGACUCUGAAUUAGAACAGUCUGGUGGGAGCCAUGGACCACAUGUUGAGGAGGAGACUGACCAGAGGGCCUUAAGCCUGGAACCAAUCGCUGAUGCACAGGCCUCGGAAGAGGUUAUGUCACCCGAAUAUGUUUUGUCUUCUCCGGGUCAUCAUGAAGAGCCCUAUCUAACUCAUUCUGAUACUGCAGUGCAGUCAGCCGAACAAUAUAUAAAUGAUGGUUCCCUGACAUUUCUGGAUAAAAUAAAGGCUAUAAAGGAAUCUCUGAAAGAAUCUGCGAAAGAUUCUUUUGCAACAGUAAAAGUUGUACUUCUUCCUGUGUGCCAGGAGAUUAUAAUGCCUUUUAAAAUUGACACCAUUUUUAAAUACCUCAAAGAUCAUUUUUCAUCCCUAUUAAGUGUCCCACCUGAUGUACUGCAGAUACAGUGUUCAGGAAUGAUUCUUAAAAAUAAUGAGACUCUACUACAAUAUGGAGUUAAGGCACAGGAUAUUGUACAAGUGGAAAUCUUUUCUACACAUCCAGAUCAAUAUCCAAUCAAAAGAAUAGAUGGAUUACAUGAUGUCUCUCAAAUCAUAACUGUCACAGUACAAACAGGCGUUGAUAAGUUUCAAGAGGUAGCCGUUGAGAUUAUAAAAUCUGACUUUCACAAACCAUUUCUUGGUGGAUUCAGGCAUAAAAUAACAGGAAUAGAAUAUCACAAUGCUGGAACACAAACUGUACCUAGAAAGAUUGCUGGAAAACACAGUGUAUUUUGUAGGGAUACUCAGACAGUUUUUCAGAGAAAAAAGCUCCAACAAACUGCAAAUACCACAUCUACACAGAUGACUAAAAUUGGUGUGUAUGUAUCAAAUAUGACUGAUAAACUGGUGACACCAGGAAAGUAUUUUUCAGCAGAAGAAUACCAUGCUCAAAGAUUAAAGGCGGUACUAGUGCUACAGACCUACUACAGACAAUGGCACGCUAAAAUUGUGGUCAAGGAAUUAAAAAAGCAGAAAAUGUUAAGGUUGGAGUGGCAAGCACAGGAAGAAGUAAGGAAGACAAGAGAAAAAGAAGCAUGGAUGCAAUUGGACUAUUACCGGAGGCAUAAUCCUCAAACAAAAGAAGAUUUCGAACUUCUUUAUAAUGCUCUAGAAUUCUGGCAGCGAGAAGAACUUGCACAUAUUAACCAGUCUUUCACUGGAGCUGAAAGGAAAGCUGCUUUGUGUGAACUUCUGGAAAAAGAGACCCAGAUAAUUGCUUCCAUUGGGAGACAUAGAUACGUCGCUUAUAUGGCGAACCAGGAAGCAUUAAUACAAGCUUUUUUGGAUAAGUGUUCAGCUCCAAAGAUGUGGAGAACAUUUGAUGGCAAAAUGAUGGAAAUGGAUACACAGUUUACCAUCAGAGCCCGAGAACUGCAGAACAUCUAUAAAUGCAUUAUGCUGAAAAGUAUCUCUCAAGAUGAGAGGCUGGAUGUACUCUUGACACUUAAACACACUGUGAAGGAACAUGACUGUAAACUGACUCAGGAAAUUUUAGAAUUGAUUGACAGAGAGGUUGACCUUAUGAUGAGAGGAGUCAAACAUCAAAACCUUGAAGGACUCAGGAAAAGAAUUGCAACACUCUUUUUUCAUUACAUCAAAACGCCUCUGUUUAAUCCAGAAGUUGCAAGACACCUUAAGGCCCCUCAAGACCCAAUGAAGUUUUAUAAGAAGAUUUACUUUUGCCACAGUUGCCAGCUCUAUUUGCCUUCUACUGAGUUUGCUGUAUCAUCCACUUCACGACGCAUAUACCGCUGCCGUCACUGCAUUAACCUUGACAACGAGACUCGACAACGGGAGUCAUUUCUGAAAUACAAAUGUUUGCUUCAACGGCUCUACUAUUCAGAAGCUGAUUAUGAAGAUGAUUCUAAAAUUGCUUUCCUCAUGCAGCUACAAGAUAUUCAGUACCUGACCGAGAACAUCUGGGCGUCCCAGUCAGUCCUCAGUGCCUGGACCAAUCUCAAUGAUCUGGUCAUGGUCCGGUGGGAUAAGUCCUUGGAGUGGUCCCCCUGGAACUGCAUUCUUCUUACCAAAGAUGAAGGUGCUGCUCAUCUCAGGCUAACAAGUAUUGAACAGGGAUAUGAACCCUUGUUUAUUCACAAGAUCAAACACAAGCAUAUCCUGGCUAAGAACUAUUUUUCUCAAAUUCCACUGCUGGCUUCAUGUAUACCUGACGGUGAAAUAGAUGCGAUCAGGAAGAAAUAUCACCCAGAAACAACACCUAAGAUUAUAAAAGCCCAGGGGCCCGGUCCUUAGAAGACCCGGGGGCAUUUGUUUGAUGAUCCACAUUUUUGUUUACUGCUAACAGAGUAAUACAGAGAUCACACAAUGUGGAAAUAGAAUUUUAUCUUUUUAUUGAUUUUAAUUGUCUUUCAUAAUAUCAUAAGUAGUGUGAAGAGAAAACAUCCCUAUAUAAAUGCUUUAUUGUUAAACAGUUAGUAUUAAAUUGAGAUAUAAUUUUGUUACUGAAAUUAAUGUUUUAAAGGAAAGUGAACAUUUUAUUUUUACAUAUUUUCACAUUAAAAUUUUUUAAAAUUUCAAGUGCGUUAUAAUUAAAAUCAAUAGACAAACAAAAGGUCGGUUUAAUUUUCAGCUCAAGAAAUUUAUUUUAGAUAAAAUGCAGUUAUAGGGGAAUAGUCAGUUUAUGGAUGGGAGGAAAUAUAGAAUUCUCCGUCUUGAAAAUCUUUACAGGUAGCAUAAAAGAUGCUAGGUUUUAAUAUGGGGAUUUGAAUCUUCACUUUUUAUCUUCUACUUUCACCUUCCAUCCUUCUCAAAUCCCAAUAAAAUAACUGAAACUGUUUAUAAACAAAUAAACAAGUGCAUUCCGUGCUGGAAAACAGGGUCAACAGUAGAACUAUCUUUUAUCCUAUGGGAGAAAAACUCCCAGUAGGGCAAUGAUGAAACUCCAUAGGAAGAAUAAACUUGGUCGAGUAAACGAUAACAAUCCCUUUCCCCAAUAAACCAAAGGAAUAACCUUGACCACAUGCAUAUCAGGGAUCUACAAUGAUAAACAAGGGUGUGUGAGUCAGUCUUAAUAGGAAAUGGUGCCCUCAAAACAGGAAAAUUCAAGAAGAGUUUAUUUACAAGGGACUUAUAAAGUGUGGGCAGUGUGUUGGGAAACUAAAGAAAUAGGGCACGGACCCAGGGUUGGUGCUGGAUAAGCCAUCUCUACCCCUAGUCUUAAAUGAACCUGGGAGGGGAGAGGUAUAGGAACAGAGAAAGGGAGUGUAAAGAAGAUGAUUGAGAGGAUCAGUGACCAACUCCUACUGGAACAGCCAGCCUAGUCUCCUGCUUGGGUUUCCCACUGGCAGAACCCAAAAGGAAAGCAGAAGAAAUAGAAGUCUGUUGACAUAAUUCAUACAGCUUUGGGACAGAGAGCAGAAAUAAGGGGCAGAGUGGAUCUGGAUGGCUAAAUAGAAUAUAUCCAGCAAGAGAGAAUUAAAAGUGUAGAUCUGUAAUUCAAGUAGCACUAUUUCACAGCCCCCCCCCAGAAUUAUAUAUGUUCAUGUAUAUAUACAUGUAUAGAGUGCAUAUACAGAGAUAUAUAUAACUUUUCUUCUAAUUCCAAUCACCAAUUAAUGAAGCUGUUCUGUCAAGUUUAGUGAUCAAGGAAUUCAAUCUAAAUGUUAAUAUUUAUUCUACAUAAAUAUUUGCCAACAUUUUAACAACUUGUUUUCUAGGAUGUCUACAGUUUUUUUACUUGGCAAAAGCAUGGCACAUGGCGAUUACUUUUAAGGAACUAAACAUCGAGGAGGGAAGUGCUAUAAGCUGCUGUUAUUUUCAAGUUAACGUGGACAAUUCGGAUGUUCUGGGAACUUUCUAAACAAUAAAUUACAGAUGAGAAUUGAUUGGGGACCAUUCUGACCA